AUGAAUCCGUUUGUGAACCGGACACUCAUAUCAAUAUAUUUAAUAGCUCCUUCAUCUCGAGCGGAUCCGGCCUACUGGGUAUCAGGUACAAUCGAAUCAAUGUUGGGUAUGGGUGAAAAGGCGAUUAAGAAUAUCUCAGUAAAUCGCAUGAUUCAUAGCUGCGCGAUUAUCCAUAGAGCUCAUGCUUUGCGGCUUAACAUGGCUACUCCAAGCCCACUUCCACUACCCAGUCUCUGUGACCCAUUUGACUCAUCUUUGACAUCAACUCAAGCAACAAAACGCGAUGUGGAUGAGACUAUGGCGGUGAGGGCGGGAAGCUCCUUCCUCGCAAGUGGGUAUGAUAUCAAACUGUUGUGUGAAGGCGGUCAGGGCGGUCAGUCACACGGACUCCCCCUAGCACUCCAAACCCAUCACUCCAACUCAGAAAACAACUUCACUACCAUCUUCAUUCCCAUUCCAGCUCGGGAUCAGAGAUAA
Messenger RNA from Lindgomyces ingoldianus, 477 nucleotides. RefSeq lists its product as uncharacterized. Bases 1 to 477 code for a protein of 158 amino acids. Lineage: Eukaryota; Fungi; Ascomycota; Dothideomycetes; Pleosporales; Lindgomycetaceae. The transcript has 7 exons. The record is from RefSeq and is a predicted model, not a curated record.